Sardina pilchardus (European sardine) is the source of this 2016-nucleotide messenger RNA. Its product is annotated as hexokinase-2-like. Bases 82 to 1389 code for a protein of 435 amino acids. Gene Ontology annotation, biological process: glycolytic process; glucose metabolic process; intracellular glucose homeostasis. Gene Ontology annotation, molecular function: glucokinase activity; D-glucose binding; ATP binding. Gene Ontology annotation, cellular component: mitochondrion; cytosol. The record is from RefSeq and is a predicted model, not a curated record. NCBI's taxonomy places the organism in Eukaryota, Metazoa, Chordata, Actinopteri, Clupeiformes, Clupeidae. The transcript has 10 exons.
GCUGUCAGUUGCUGCUCUAGUGUAGAGAACGAGAAGGAACGUAUAAAGAGUCAUUUUGAUAUUUGGAAGACUUUGGACGUCAUGGUUAACAUCUCAAGUGAUAAAAUGAGAAAGGUUGAGGAAUUCCUACAACCCUUUCGGCUCACACCAGGGAAACUGGAAAGUGUGUCAACACGACUAUUGAAAGACAUGCUGUUAGGGCUGGCCAAUACAACAAAUUCAACUGCCUCAACCCCAGUGAAGAUGUUGCCUGCCUUAGUUGGACAACCUCCUGAUGAGAAUGGUGAUUUCCUGUCUUUGGAUGUGGGAGGGACCAAUUUACGUAUCAUGCUGGUGCAAGUGAAAGAUGGAGUGCCGACAGUGAAUAAGGAAAACGAAGAAGAAAUACCUGAAGAAAAGAAGAGAGGGUCUGGAGAGGAGUUCUUUGAUUACAUAGCUGAUGCUUUGGGUACAUUUCUGGAAAAAAAGCUCCCUAAAAUGCCUGGCCUUGGUUUCAUCUUUUCCUUCCCCUGCAGACAUAUAGCUUUAGACAAGGGGAUCCUGAUCAAGUGGACAAAAGAGUUUUCCUGUUCAGGAGUGGAGGGACAGGACGUAGUGCAGCUCCUCAAAGAUGCCAUAAGGAGACAGGGAAAGUUUGACAUAAGCUCAGUUGCCAUGGUGAAUGACACAGUGGGGACAUUGAUGAGUUGUGGCAAAACAGACUCUCCCUUUGAUAUAGGUGUCGUAAUUGGCACAGGGACCAACGCCUGCUACAUGGGAGACGAGGGAUGCAUCAACACAGAGUGGGGGGGCUUCGGGGAUGAUGGCUCCCUCAGAGACAUCCAGACAGAGUUUGACCUGGCAGUGGACUGCUACUCAGGCAACCCGGGCAUGAAUACGUUUGAAAAGAUGACUAGUGGCAGGUACCUUGGUGAGGUAGCUCGACUUGUUCUGGUGAAGAUGACUACAAAGGAAUUGCUGUUUAAUGGCAUUAUACCAAAAGAACUGCUAAAACCCUAUGGCUUUAAGGCUGAAUUCAUGUCUAACAUUGAGAGGAAGGAUGUUGGUUAUGUGAAGAAGAUCCUGAAACUCUCAGAAGAGCAGAUACAUAAUGAAAUAGACGAUACGAUCAUUCAGGUCUGUGAAGCCAUCUCCACUCGCUCUGCACAGCUAUGUGGUGCAGCCCUGGUCAGCAUAGCCAAUCUGAUCAAGAAAAAGGAAAUCACAGUGGCAGUGGAUGGUAGUGUCUACAGAUCGUAUACACAUUUCAGCCGCAGGCUUGAAGACACUGUUAAAGUUUUGGCAAUGGCACCCGAACGCACCUUCAAGUUUGAAAGGAAAUCCAGUGCCAUAGGUGCUGCUAUGGUUGUGGCUGCUGAAAACAGAAAAAAGAAAGAGGAAAAUAAGUGAUGACAAGUGAUGGCAGCCCACUCUUAAAUCCAAUCCCAUGCUUAUGAGCCACAGUGAAGUAGUUAAAGGUGAUGAAAGUGCAGAAGAGGAGGCAUCACUACUUGGCUGUAAAAACGUGGAAAAUCUCAUAGUUUAAAAUUAAUGGAUUUUUUUUUUUUGUCAUAUACUGUAACUGCUUAAAUCCAGCUUGCUCCAAAACAAAUGAAAAACAAAAUUCUGCAAUGAUAAGGUAACCAAUGUUAAACAACUUAGACAUAAAGUGUGUUUUUACUUGACGUCAAGGUUUGUCUUUAAGCAUAAAAUAGUUUUUGCCUAUAAAACGUAGAGUGUUUUUACUUAGACUUAAAGAAUAUUUGCUUAAAAAACUGUGUUUUUUAAUUAAGCUCAAAGUGUUGUGCUAAAUUAAAUGUGUUUUGAACAGUAAUGUGUGUCUCGACGCAAUAGGCUAAGGCUAGGGCGUGAAGCCCGCUAUAGACAAGUAUAAAAAGAGCCCCUUCAACUGCGCUCUUCGUCCGUUUCUUGCCUUCGGACUCUGGACUUCACAGAGAUGCUUUUUAUUAUUUAAUUUUCUUUGUACUUAUUAAAAGUCAAAACCUUAACCCUGGUUAGGGGUUUGUAAAAAGACGG